Molecule: messenger RNA, 5436 nt
Organism: Babesia ovata
Lineage: Eukaryota; Apicomplexa; Aconoidasida; Piroplasmida; Babesiidae
Exons: 2
Coding region: 1-5436 (1811 amino acids)
Source: RefSeq, a predicted model, not a curated record
AUGGCGCCUAAGAAGCUGACAGACUGCCCGGAAAAUCUCCGGGAGUCUAUCGACUGGUUGAUACAGGUAAGGUAUGGAAAUGGUAGUGGUGGUCAAGGCCUUGAGGAGUUGGCAAAAGCUUUGAAAAGGCUUAUUGGUGAGGCUAUUGAAAAGGCUGAUGAGAGUCUUAAAAAGAGGCAAGAGCAACUUGAAUGCCCUGAAAAAUAUUAUGCUAAUCCUGUACAGUCUUAUUGUACUAAGAAGCAGUCUGACAUUGACAAUGAGACAGAUGAAUCUAAAAAGUCCAUGCUUAAAAAAGAAAAGGAUGACCAUUAUAAGGAAGUUCAUUACCUUACUGAGGAUGCCAGACAAGGAGCCUUGUCGGCUGUGACCGCCAACUCGGCGUCUCUUAGUGUUCUUCGAGAAAAGCUUGAUACCUUCACAAAUUCACUUACUAACAAUCACGUUUUAACGCAUCUUUGUUCCGGGCUUGAGACCUUUUUGGGUUACGAGUCUGGGAGUUACACCGGAGAAGGAAUUGUGUACUCCGACCUUGACAGGCUGUGCGACGGGGUGAUGUCUUUCCUUCAUGGUGUUUUACAUAGCAUUCAGCCUAAAUUAGGCUUACAUAAAGAGUCUAUAAAAGAUGCAAUUAAUGCUCUUAACACCCAUAAACACUCUGGUAAAGAAGGUUUUAAUGCUGCGAUUAGCGCAGUGGUCAAGGGGGUGAGGGAGUAUAAUAAUAAGGUGAGGGAGUCGAACAAAAAGGUGAGUGGACAAAUUCAUAGUUUUCAGCGGAAGAUGAAGGAUCUCAAUGAGCAAGUAAGUGGAAUACUGCCAGAGAAAAAAGCUGAGGAAACGAUUCCUCCAAAACCAGUGGAGCCGUAUAGCUCCAAGGACGUUCGUCAGGGAGAAGAGAACAUUAAGAAAAAAUUAGAGGAGUGCAAAAAUAAUGCAAAAGAGUUUAGUGAAGCUCUAAAUAUCAAAAUCAAUAAGGCCAAAAUAAAAGAGGCAAUUGAAGACUUAAAUCCCCAAUUGCGUGACAGCGUGAUGAACGCCGUGAAAGCUGUGCAGCAUGAGAGUAAGCGGCUUAAAGAAUUGUCUGAGAGGGAAGCAAAGGAGUUGAAGGAGACGGAAGAGAAAAUUGGUGAAGUGAUAAAGCAGCUUGAAAAGGAUGUGAAUUCGAAGAUUGAUGGAAAAGUGCGUGAACUUGUGGAGCAUUUGAAGGGGAAGGUGAGUGAAAUUUUGAAGGAUUUGGAAAAGAUAAGUAAAAAUCUCGAGACGUAUACUCUGGCUCUGCAUAAGUGGAUUGAGCAGGUGCACAACGUUAUUACGGCAGCGGACGAAAAGGUAACCGAAAUUGUUGAGAAGGAUAAUAUUGGACGCGGAAAUCAGGAGGUGAUAAAAGAGAUAGUUGCGAAUCAGUUGAUACAAUGGAGGAAUAAAAUAGGCAAUUACAUAUGUAACGUGAAAGAUUACGCUGACGAGCUUAAUGCGAAGGUGAAGGAGUUGGCAAAACAGUUUCCUAAAAUUGUCGGCAGCGGCAGCGAUGCGCCGACAAAUAUUGAUGGGAUUUUUGACAAUAUUAGGAAUACGGUUGCGCAAAUCAAUGGGAAAAGUAAGAACCCACUUUAUCUGGGUUUCGAGGGGAUUAAAGAGGCUGUUAAGGAGUACGCUGAGGGGUUCACUCAGGGGAAGUUUGAGGAUAAGGUUAAGGAGUGGAUAAAGGAGAUUUUGGAGAAUAACGAUCUGGUGAAGGGAUGGAUUCAAGGGUAUGUUGAGAAAAGGAGUGGUAUGUUUACGUCGCCAUAUGGUCAGGACGGCAGCUUACAAAAUGAGAAAGCCCCCAAAGACAUUGCGCAGCAGAUUGUGACACAACUUCAAGAUCAACUUAAUGGAGUGCAGGAAAGGAUUGGAAGUGUAGAGCGCGACUCCAGUCCCAAUGAAAGAAUGCAAGGGUACGUGAAAGCUGUUCAGGGCGUCUGCAAUCAUUUUGCCGACCAGCUUCAUACGAAACUGUCGUCAACGGGUGUUGAAGAGUUCGUGAAAGGGAUAGCCGGGCAGAUUGAUUCCGCCUUUGAGUUGCAGUCUUCCUUGGCAUCAGGCACAAAUCCAAAAGAUUAUCUCACAUCUGCCGUGCGUUGUACCGUGGAGCAACUCGUAGCGUUGUCAAGACAGGUUGCCGCCGAACUUGAAUCGUUCGCCGUCGAGCGCAGGCCGGUGGCAUCCGAUAAUGGCAUCGCAAGAAAAAUAGAAGACGCUCAUACAAAGGCUCAGAAACUUCACGAUCAACUUCACACGGCGACUGGGCAGCCCAAAUCCUCCAGCGGCAAAACAAACCACGCCGAAAAGCUCGACCAGGCGAUUAACACCAUCACCAAACAAGCAUCUGAAUUAGAUGGCCGUGAAACGCUACAGAAGCUUACAGAUUUUUCUACGGAUAUCACUGAGCACCUUAAGAAGCUGCUGAACGCGUUCGCUGAUAAAGGUGCAGAUGUGAGGGAACGGCUAGGCGAUUUGGCAAAGAGGAUUUCUAAGGACACGCCUAACAUCGACGAUACACUACGAAAAAUCAAGGAUGAUCUCAGCCAGCUGCAGGCAUCCCUGUUGACUGGCCCAAUUAAAAAGGCUCGAGAGUUCCUCCAAAAAGACGCCGCGGACGCCGAAAAACACUUCACCAAGGAGCUCAAGAAGCAAGUCGACAAAAACAUAGAGGAUGCCGAAACUGAUCUCAUCGUCCACGCCCGCAAACAGUACGUCGACGCAAUAAAAGACUUGUUAACGAAAUUCGCCGAGAAAGUGACGAGCGAAUUGGAUCCUUUGCCAGCAGAAAUAAAGUAUGAUUUGACAAUAGGCCAUAAGGGAUUUAUGAAGAAGAUGUCAACGCAUUACAUCCCCAAGUUCUGGAAUGCCGACGGGAAUAAACCGAGAGAAACGACGCCCGCUGAGAUGACUGCCACGUUCAAUGCAGCGCUUAACUAUUUCCUCCAAGAGCUCAAGGCACAGACAGAUUUCAACUCACAUUACUCACACAUUUCGUCACCAGUAAAAGCAGUGACGAAGUUGUUUAACGACCUUUCGUACGCUAAGCACUUUGAUCACACUUUUACUAAGAACCUUAGCGAACUUAAUAGAAAACUAGGAAAGUGCACGCCAAAGCUGUUUGGCGAUAAGUACAGUGUACUCCUCGACCCCUUCAAGGAGGGACUCAACGGCCUGGCCAAGGAGCUGGGCAACGCAUAUAUUAGCACGUAUGACGGUGUUACAUUUUAUCAAUUACUAAGCGAUAAGGUAGAUGCACAGACACAAGCACCUGAAAAGGAAUUAACCGACGAGGGAAGAAACUGCGCAAAAGUAUGCCUCACCAUUCUGUACACUUUUUACAACCAACUUUAUUCCCUGUUCUAUCACUGCUACGCCGACUGGUCAACGCAAACCAUCCAAGGUGAAAAGCAUGACGACGAGUUGAGAAAAUUCCUCGAGCGUCAAGGCUACGAUGUUGUACAACUGAAUAAGGACAAGAGCGGUAGAGAGGUGGGAGCCUUUUUGACCACUGCAUUCGCAUCUCAUAAGGAAUUCGAAAAAUCUCAACUCACCAAAAAAACACUAACUGCGUAUUUAGAUACAUUUAGAGAUCCCACCGGCCCCGUGUCCCAAUUGUUCGAUUAUCUCAACACUUACUACAGCGUUUGCCAUCUGCCAAUUCCAGCCUCCAAGAAGCAUCCGUCGUCGAUCUACGAUAUGCUUACAUGGCUCACUGGCCUCACUCAUAAUCCUGUACAUCACGAAUUAACACUCAACGGUUUCGCUGACCUUUUCGAGAAACCGAAGGACAAGGCCCCCGAAGCCCAGUCGGACGAUCCCAUUGUGCUAGACCAAGAUGACGACGCCUUAGAGGCCUAUCCAAAGAAGAUCACAGCUACGGGACUUUCAGGUACGCUUGCCGAAGUAUCUCAUUAUUCUUAUGAGACUCUGGUUGCAAUCCUCGGCAACGGCCACGCAGGUGGAAUUUAUGCUUGUGAGUUCAACAUAAACCCACAAGGUUUCCUAUACCCUUCCAACAUGAACACAUUGAUCUGUACCUUGUAUGAUAUCCUCCAACGUGUUUACGAACAGUGUUACUUCCUGUACCAAAUGUGUACGCACGAUACUACACUGAGUGGCUGGAAAGAGUGUUGGUACGGUCGGGGCGUCGGAGGAUCGUCGUGGAAGUGCAACAACUUACAGUGUGCCAACCAAACAGCUGACCAACGCUGCGAUCAACACCCUAUCUGCGGUGUGAAAUCUCCACUCCAGUCGUUCUUGGAAGAUGGCUUGCAGGGCUUCUUGCCGCAUACCGUGACUUCAUCCAACGGCAAACUCAACUGCCCAGUCAAAGGCCAUUUCAAUCUGCCUUGCAAAACGCCGAUGGGCUUUGCUGAUAUCACCAAUGUAGCAUCGCAUCGACAAAAAGGUCAUUAUCUAAGAGACAUUCUUCGUGAUUUCUGUGGUAAAUCAUCUUCCCUCACUGCGCUACUCAGUCAUCUGAGAUGUGUCCUACCAAGCGCACCGAAAACGCUCGGUGACAUGUUCGGGUUCUACUUUAGUCUGCUUGCUGACUGGGAUGGCAAGGGUAGCAACCAUGUGCAACGUAACAAACACAGGGAAGCAGCUUAUAGAGAUGCCGUCCAAAAUGCAAACUUCAGAAAUCCAGACACUGAUCUGGAGUUGACUUCCAUGUUCAGUAGCAGCUCCCACGGCUCCGGUAAAAAUACGCCACACCACGAUGGAGAUCUAUAUUCUCUGGUGAAUUGCACAUAUAAAAGAACUAACGAUCCUGCUCACCCCUGCGGUUCAUAUAUCAAACCACUAUGUCGUGACAUAUGCGGUAUGUUUGCCGAAAAGCAUGCUGAAUCAUUCUACGAUUUGCUGAAGCAGUUGUAUGAAACAUGCAACAGCAAGUGCGGCAAGAAGGAAACAAAGUGCUAUGUAAAGAGCUGUGCAAAUGGCUGCGCAAAGAAGCAGUCAAAUGGCAAACCAAACGGCAUAAUUCACGAUGCUUCAUGUAGUUCAAUUGUUAGCUGCAAGACAAUGCUUCCCACUUUAUACAGCUAUGGAUUCGUCUUCGACGACACGGAUGCUCUAAACGGAAAUGGCAAGACAAGCACUAAAAGGACGUGCGCAGAUCUAUGCAGAACAUUGGAGAGAAUAUGUCACGGCAAAUCCGUGCUUGCAAAUAUAGUAAUUAACAAAAUUCCAGAAUUCUUAUUCAGAAUUCGUGAACCUUUCAUCUGGACCUUAUUAGCCCUCUGGUCGCUGUCGCUCCUGUACCUGCUGCACAUCGCCGUCGUCCGCCUCGACGUCCUCAGGAUACGCUCCCACAUAAAAUCACCCGCAAGCCACCGCAUCGCCGCCCAGUCCCUCCUCGCCGCCGCACGCGUCAAGGCUCUCGCCAACGUCAAGUACUUCUCACCAUAA